CCUGUCCCCAUCACCGCGGAGGGGUCAUCUGCUGCCCUGGCUUUUCCCAGCCCUGGAUGCUCGAGGAGAGCCAGGCGCGCCUCCACCAGGAAAUUCCUGGCCCUGGGCCCCGUGCUCCGUCACCAGCCAGGGAAACGCGGGGCCCAACGUGGCCGCCCCUGCCUCAGUUUCCCCCAGGCACACGGGGCAUUUUAGGGUGAAUGAACCCCUUUUCCCUAUGCUGGCGCCUCCCCAUCCCCGUGGCCUGGCUGCAGGCACUGCGUGGGGUCCGGGCCAGGGGAAAAAGCGCCAAAUAUUAACAAGCAUUUCCUUGCCCGGGACCUUCAGCCCGGCUCAAGUCUGUGCGUGGCCCCUUGCGGUUAAUUAUUCACCUCUUCCGGGAGCCUUAAAUGCUGUUGUCUCUUUGCAGCCUGGCGAUGAUCCUCGCUGGCUCUUUGCAGGGAUUUUGGGGCUCUUCCCAGUGUCCUUUUUGGGGCAGCUGAGCUGGGACGUGCUCCAGUGAACCCAGGAGUCCGACUGCGGGUUUUGGGGCCGGGUGACCUGGGACAGGGCUGUCUGUGUCCCAGCUGCGGGAGAUGCUCUGAGCCAAUUUUCACAACCUCAUGCAGAGGCUCCUGGUGCCACUUUGUGGCUUUGACCUAAACGUUUGGGGGGAUUUUUGCUUUUCAACAGGAUUAACCUUCGAAACGGGCUCAGAUCAUGGGGGCUUUUGCAUGUAAAACAGCCUUUGCUUUGCUCUCGGCAGCUUUGGGACUGUUACAUUCUCCACUGACGGCUUGUAGCUCUGGUUGUGGCUGCUUCGGGGUGUUCUCUGUCGCCGUGGGGCCUGCAAUGUACCCGGGCUUUUCCCGGGAGGUGGGACGCAACAGGGAAAAGGUGUCGCAAGCCCUGACCUCACCUGUCACCUGGUCCCUGCGGGUGCAGAGCACCCGACCCGUUAGGUGCUGCCCCCCGGGAUCUAAGCGCCAGUGUGGUAAUUGCUGCUGCACAGCCCUUAUCUGCGGUCUCGUCUAUUUAAAUCAGGAUUGCUCCAGGGCCGGCACGCUCCCGCCUUUGCUGCCUUGCGAAACGUUUCCUCCUCCCCGGGCAGCCGUUUCUCCACUCUCGCCUUGGGGCCACGACGCCCCGCGCCUCGCUCUGCUGCCGAUGUGGCGAUCCAGCGUGCCCAGGACCCGCUCCAGGGUUUUCCGGCCGACAGGAGCGUUCGCUGGCAGGGUGUCCCUCAGUCAAACACGGGGCCAGGCGCCGCUGAGCAUGUUUCAGACCUUGUACAGCUACUUCUGGUGGGAACGGCUCUGGCUGCCGGCAAACCUCACCUGGGCUGACCUGGAGGACCGCGAUGGGCGAGUCUACGCCAAAGCCUCCGACCUCUACAUCACCCUCCCCUUGGCCUUCCUCUUCCUCGUCAUCCGGCACCUCUUCGAGACGUAUGUGGCCACCCCUUUGGCUGGGCUGCUGAAUGUCAAGGAGAAGAUCAGGUUAAAAGCCACCCCAAAUGCUGUGCUGGAGAAAUUUUAUGUGGCCACCACCAAGCACCCCAAGCAGGCGGCAGGGACCGAUGUGGAGAUGCUCUCGAAGAAGAGCGGCUGCACAGUGCGGCAGGUGGAGCGCUGGUUUCGCCGCCGGCGCAACCAGGACCGACCCAGCUUGCUGAAGAAGUUCAGAGAGGCCAGUUGGCGAUUCACGUUUUACCUUAUUGCUUUCAUUGCUGGCAUGGCUGUCAUAGUAGAUAAGCCCUGGUUCUAUGACCUCCGGGAGGUGUGGAAGGGAUACCCCAUCCAGAGCAUGCUGCCCUCCCAGUAUUGGUACUACAUGAUUGAGCUCUCCUUCUACUGGUCCCUGCUCUUCAGCAUCGCCUCCGACGUCAAGCGCAAGGACUUCAAAGAGCAAAUCAUCCACCAUGUUGCCACCAUCAUCCUCAUCAGCUUCUCCUGGUUUGCCAACUACAUCCGCGCAGGGACGCUCAUCAUGGCCCUGCACGACUCCUCCGACUACCUGCUGGAGUCGGCCAAGAUGUUCAACUACGCUGGCUGGAGGAACACCUGUAACAACAUCUUCAUCGUCUUUGCUGCCGUAUUCAUCAUCACCCGCCUGGUCAUCCUGCCCUUCUGGAUUAUGCACUGCACAGUGGUUUAUCCGCUGGAUCUCUACCCUGCCUUCUUUGGCUACUAUUUCUUCAACUUCAUGAUGGUGGUGCUGCAGUCGCUGCACAUCUUCUGGGCCUACCUCAUCAUCCGCAUGGCCCAGAAGUUCAUAACUGGAAAGGUGGUGGAGGAUGAGAGGAGUGACCGCGAAGAGACAGACGACACGGAGGAGGAGGAGGAGGUGGUGGCGGCAAAGAACGGGCCCCUCUCCAACGGCCACCCCAUCCUCAACAACAACCACCGCAAAACCGACUGAGCACCCUCGCCCCACGGCUGCUCAGCCGGCCCCAGCUGGCAGGGGUGGCCGGGGGCCUGCAGGAGGCCAAACCCGUGAGAUGUCAAAUCCCACCCUGCCACUGUCAUGUAGCGCCAAGGUCCCCAUCCCCUCCCUGCGCCCUCCCUCAUCUCUCCUCCCUGGUCCAGCAGAGCAAGCCGGGACCCCUGGAGAGCCCAUCUCGCCUCCCUGGUACCCUCCAAGGGGUCCACGGCUUUGGGGACAGCAGCGGUCACUGGUUCUCCAUAUCACGCUCACCGUUCGUGCCCUUUCUGUCUUUCACCCACUGCCUUAAUCCGCUGUGGUGCCAGCACACCCCGGGGGAGGCAGAGCAGGGAUGGCUCCCCUCUGGGACAGCUCCUUCCCCUAUCUGUGGCAGAGAGCUCGGCUCUAGCCCUGUGGUGGGCUUGAGCCCUGGUUUAUCUCCCCUUCCCCUUGCUGGAGGGGAGCCCUUCCCACAGCAGGCCUUCCUGCCUCUUCCCAGUGCCAACCCUGUGCAAGAAGGGUUCAGAAAAGCCCCUUCCCUGUCUGGCUUCACUGCCAGCACGGAGCAGGAUCUACCGAGGGAGGAUCGAAGUUUGAUGGGGAGGGACAGUCGCCAGCGGGGGACACAUGGGCUGGUGCAGUCCGGGCUCCGGUGCCCUCGGCGAUCCACGAGGUGGGAGCAGAUGAAGUAGUCCUGGGUGUUUUAGUGGCUGAAAUAUUAGACAACACUAUGGAGUACUCGGGGGGAAGGAAGCUGUAGGGUUUAGUCACUACUAAUGUCUCGGGGAGGAGUUGUUUCCUCUUAUUUCCUCUUCUGUAAAUGGGUUUCGAUUGCCUUGAGUCUGUCCCUCUCUGUGGCCUCACCUGGUCCCCUCCCCAGCUGUAACAGGACAACUUCAUGACUGAUUUUUGUUUCUAUUUAUUUGGAAGAUAGAAGGAGCCGGGCCUGGCUAUGCCUCCUGCAUCCGCCCGUCUGCAGGGCAAAGCUGGACAUAGCGAGACCUCCCAGCACAGAGGGGUGGGGGGAAAAGGA
Molecule: messenger RNA, 3436 nt
Organism: Struthio camelus australis
Lineage: Eukaryota; Metazoa; Chordata; Aves; Struthioniformes; Struthionidae
Source: RefSeq, a predicted model, not a curated record